UGCAGCAACCAGAAAAUAACCCUAAUAAAGUAUAACUAUGAAAGUGCAGUUAGUUACUGCUCGAGCAGAGAAACCAUACAUGAUUGGGGUGUAAACAGACAAAGAUCAUGCAUUUACGAAGGACACUACAAAGACAAUUGCCUGAAGGCAGAAAGCGAGCUGUUGGACCUAUUGAGAUAUUUCGCUUUGCGGAUGGACUGGACAUCACACUCAUGAUCCUGGGAAUUCUGGCCUCACUGAUAAAUGGAGCUUGCCUUCCGCUAAUGUCACUGGUUUUAGGAGAAAUAAGUGAUCACCUAACUAGUGGAUGUCUAGUGCAAACCAACGCAACAAAUCACACAAACUGUACUCAGUCUAAGGAAAAGCAGAAUGAAGAUACACUUCUGUUGACCCUGUAUUAUGUUGGAAUAGGAGUUACUGCCUUGAUUUUCGGCUACAUGCAGAUUUCCUUUUGGGUUAUAACUGCAGCACGACAGACCAAGAGAAUUCGUAAACAGUUUUUUCAUUCAGUUUUAGCACAGGACAUCAGCUGGUUUGAUGGCUGUGACAUCGGGGAGCUCAACACUCGCAUGACUGAUGACAUCAAUAAGAUCAGCGAGGGAAUCGGAGACAAGAUUGCCCUGUUGUUUCAAAACAUCUCUACUUUUUCUAUUGGCCUCACAGUUGGCUUUGUAAAGGGCUGGAAACUCACACUGGUAACUCUGUCCACCUCUCCCCUUAUAAUGGCAUCAGCAGCAAUGUGUUCGAGGGUAAGCAUGACGGGUAAUGAUAUCAACCGAAAGUGGAAAUAUGAAUUCAGUGUCAUACUGAGUUUGUCAAAACAGAUGUUUCUAUUAAUGGUCCGUGUCCCAAAACAUAAAGGGAUACUGUCAACCGCAAAUACUUCUGAUUUUGCUCAUCAAUCACCUUUCUGUAUUGAAAUUAUGUGCUUUGAACAAGGCUUGUUGUUAAUCCUAACAUUUAAAACACCUCUCUUGGUUUCACAGCUCAUGGAACUUCUCAUGUUAGCGCAGAUAAAAGGGUGGUGCCUUGAAACACACACAGGGUGCAGCAGUGGCUGCUGGGAAAGCCGGUGUGUUUUCUUCAGUGUAAUCCACAGCAGCUACUGCAUUGGAGCAGCAGCCCCUCACUUUGAAACCUUCUCUGUGGCCCGAGGAGCUGCCUUUAAUAUCUUCCAGGUUAUUGAUACGAAACCUAGGAUAGACAACUUUUCCACAACCGGAUAUAAACCUGAAUGCAUAGAAGGAACUGUGGAAUUUAAAAAUGUUUCUUUCAAUUAUCCGGCACGCCCCUCCGUUAAGAUUCUGAAAGGUCUGAACCUCAAAAUUCAGUCUGGAGAGACGGUGGCCUUUGUUGGUCCCAGCGGCAGUGGGAAAAGCACCGCAGUCCAGCUCCUGCAGAGACUGUACGAUCCUGACGACGGCUUUAUCACGGUGGACGGGAAGGACGUCAGAGCCCUCAACGUGCGCCACUACCGGGAGCACAUCGGCGUCGUCUGCCAAGAGCCUGUUCUGUUCGCGACCACCGUCCGAGACAACAUUAAGUACGGGCGGGACGGCGUGACCGACGAAGAGGCCGAGAAGGCCGCCAAAGAAGCCAAUGCCUACGACUUUAUAAUGAAGUUUCCCAAAAAAUUUGACACCCUGGUAGGAGAAAAAGGAGCUCAAAUGAGUGGAGGACAGAAACAGAGAAUUGCGAUUGCUCGAGCUUUAGUUCGGAACCCCAAAAUUCUGAUCUUAGAUGAGGCGACAUCUGCUCUGGACACCGAAAGCGAAUCGGUUGUUCAAGCGGCCCUGGAGAAGGCAAGCAAAGGUCGGACUACAAUCGUGGUAGCUCACCGACUCUCAACUAUUCGCAACGCAGAUCUGAUUGUGACUAUAAAGGACGGGACAGUGGCGGAAAAAGGAACACACGCUGAACUAAUGGCAAAACAGGGUCUAUAUCAUUCCCUUGCGAUGGCGCAGGAUAUUAAAAAAGCUGAUGAACAGACAGCUCCAGUGACACACUCUACUGAAAGACAUACCAACCCUGCUUCUCUGUGUGCUGUGAACAGCAUCCAUUUGGACAGUACAGAAAAGCCUGCGGACUCCAUUCCGCAUAAUGAGACAAGUCUUCCUGAAGUGUCUCUAUUAAAAGUUUUUAAAUUAAACAAGUCUGAAUGGCCUUUUGUGGUUCUGGGGACACUGGCUUCUGUUCUAAAUGGAACUGUCCAUCCAGUAUUUUCUAUCAUCUUUGCAAAAAUCAUAACCAUGUUUGAAGAUGAUAACAAACCCACGUUAAAGCAUGAUGCAGAAAUGUAUUCUCUAAUGUUUGUCAUUUUGGGUAUUAUUUGCUUUAUCAGUUACUUCAUGCAGGGCUUGUUUUAUGGCAAAGCAGGAGAAAUUUUAACCAUGAGAUUAAGACACUUGGCAUUCAGAGCCAUGUUGUAUCAGGAUAUUGCCUGGUUUGAUGAUAAAGAAAACAGCAUAGGAUCCUUAACAACAACAUUAGCCACAGAUAUAGCGCAAAUUCAAGGGAUAGCAACUGAAGCAGUGGAGAAUAUACGUACCAUAGUGUCAUUAACAAGAGAAAAAGUCUUUGAGCAAAUGUACGAAGAGACUCUUCAGACUCAGCACAGAAAUACCCUGAAGAAAGCACAGAUCAUCGGAAGCUGUUACGCAUUCAGCCACGCCUUCGUAUAUUUCGCCUAUGCAGCAGGAUUUCAGUUUGGAGCCUAUUUAGUUCAAGCUGGACGAAUGACACCAGAGGGCAUGUUCGUAGUUUUUACUGCAAUUGCCUAUGGAGCGAUGGCCAUUGGAGAAACACUUGUCAUGGCACCUGAGUAUUCCAAAGCCAAAUCUGGAGCUGCACAUCUGCUUGCUUUAUUGGAAAAGAAACCAACUAUAGACAGCUGCAGUCAAAAAGGGAAGAAACCAGACACCUGUGAAGGGAAUUUAGAGUUUCGAGAAGUCUCUUUCUUCUACCCAUGCCGCCCAGAUGUUUUUACCCUUCGUGGCUUAUCCCUCAGGAUUGAAAAAGGGAAGACGGUGGCGUUUGUUGGGAGCAGUGGCUGUGGAAAAAGCACUUCUGUUCAACUUCUCCAGAGGUUUUAUGAUCCCGUGGAAGGACAAGUGCUGUUUGAUGGUAUAGAUGCAAAAGAAUUGAACGUACAGUGGCUCCGUUCCCAAAUAGCCAUCGUUUCUCAAGAGCCUGUGCUCUUCAACCGGAGCAUUGCUGAGAACAUUGCCUAUGGUGACAACAGCCGCGUGGUGCCCUUAGAGGAGAUCAAAGAAGUUGCAAAUGCCGCAAAUAUCCACGCUUUCAUUGAAGGUCUGCCUGAGAAAUACAACACACCAGUUGGACUCAAAGGAGCACAGCUCUCUGGUGGCCAGAAGCAAAGACUAGCUAUUGCAAGGGCUCUUCUACGAAAACCAAAAAUUUUACUGUUGGAUGAGGCCACUUCUGCCCUUGACAAUGAGAGUGAAAAGGUGGUUCAGCAGGCCCUCGACAGAGCCCGGAGAGGGAGGACAUGCCUCGUGGUGGCUCACAGACUCUCCACAAUACAGAACGCAGACCUGAUUGUGGUUCUGCACAACGGGAAAAUUAAAGAACAGGGGACGCAUCAGGAGCUCCUGAGGAAUCGGGACAUAUACUUUAAAUUAGUCAAUGCACAGUCAGUGCACUGAGGCUGUUGAGUGAGCACAUACUUUGGUCUUUGUGUCAUGCAAAGGAAGAGUGCUUAGUAAUUACUUGGCCUGUGUUGAUCGCUUUUAUUGCAUAUAUCAAUUCCUAGCAUCUUGCUUCUCAAGUGCAGACAUGUGUUGUCCACAUCAUCCCUUCAGGCUUAAGG
Molecule: messenger RNA, 3829 nt
Organism: Octodon degus (degu)
Lineage: Eukaryota; Metazoa; Chordata; Mammalia; Rodentia; Octodontidae
Gene: Abcb5
Product: ATP binding cassette subfamily B member 5
Exons: 24
Coding region: 108-3665 (1185 amino acids)
Biological process (GO): transmembrane transport
Cellular component (GO): membrane
Molecular function (GO): ABC-type transporter activity; ATP binding; ATP hydrolysis activity
Source: RefSeq, a predicted model, not a curated record